Messenger RNA from Pelagomonas calceolata, 2036 nucleotides. Lineage: Eukaryota; Pelagophyceae; Pelagomonadales; Pelagomonadaceae. The record is from the annotation of a GenBank genome assembly.
AGCGGCUGGUAACACACUAGCAAGACAACGCUGUCGACGAGCAAGGGCCUGCAAGGCCCGUAGCGCCCUGCAUGGGGAGACAGUCGCGCUGCUAGCACGUACUGGACGUCCCGUCGACGCCUAGGACGCGGCGAGGCAGCCCCGGGCCAGGCACCCCACCACCAAAAUGCCGCGCUCCCCGGGCACGCCCCCGACGCCCGGCGUCGUCGUCGAAGAGGUCGCGAGCAGCCCGAAGCCCGGCCUCUUCGCCCGGCUCUUCAAGAAGGCGCCGAAGGUCGACGACGAGGCGAAGACGCCGUCCCCUGAGAAGCCAAAAAAGAAGAAGCCGCGAGCCCGCGGCUUCGAGCCCCUCGGGCCGAGUCCCGCCCGGUCGCGACGAUCGCAAAGAGAACCGGACGAGCUGACCAUCGCCACCACCAUCGAUUCCCAGAGUCCGGAGAGACCACCUAGACCGAAAGCAGUGAUCGGACCGGACGGGAAACGCGACGCCUCCGCCAUGGUCGCGCGCAUCAAGCAGGAUCGUUUGCGAAGGGAGAAGAAGCUGUUUCGGUUGCGAGCGCAACUGGCCCACUUAGAUCGACGGCCCGCGGCGCCGCCGCGCGUCGCGACGCCGCCGCUCAAAUUACCGCCAGAUGAUCCUACAUUUGCCAAGUCAGCACAUGCACAAGUCCAAAAUAUGUUAAGAGAGGUCGAGGACCAGAACCGCGCGUCCCUGGAGGAAUUGGAAUCGACGCUGCCCGACACGACUGUAGAAGACCCUUCGACGCUCAACCAGGAGUCGAUGCUCGAGACGGUCGCGACCACGCCGCUCAUCUUGGAUAAGAACUUGACGGACGGCGAGGCGGCCAUGCUUGUGGCCUCUAGAACGAAGCGCUGGAACGCGUGCGAUGCGGCCGAGGCGGCGUUUCGCUGGGAGCCGCCCCAAAAAGCUGUCCGGAAGGACUGGGUCAUGGCGAUUGCUACCGAUGAUAGGGAUGGCGCUCUGGCUACGAUCGAAGCCCAACGAGCUUUGUCCAUUGAGGUGGAUUCUCGAAAGCCCGAACAAUUUGGCCUGCAGAUCCCGGGCGUGUUCGAGGCGGAUUUGACUGAUGCGGAGACCGGUCGACUCGUCGCUAGAGGGUGCAAGCGGGCGAACCGGUACACGAUCUACGACGCGGAGAACCUCGAGGAUGAACGGAUACUCCUAGCGAACCUGCAAGUCGGCUACAAUAACGCGCUGCGACGAGUCGAAGAGGCCGAGGAGGCGGACCGCUUGCGGCCGGGCGACCAGGACCAGGUCAAGGCCAUCUACAAGGCAAAGAAUGACGUGGGACCAAUCGAGGAAGCCCUGGACGCGCAGGAACGACGCGUAUCGAGGCUGGCGAAGGAGGAAAAACAUUUGCCCCAGCAGACCUACGCGAACGAGCGGAGCCGCAUGCGUUCGUCGACCACUAUUGUGGGAUGUGCGCGGCGGGACGAUCCCUGGAUCGAUGACGGUGACCUACUCACUGCGGCGUCAUUAAGGUUGGACCUCCGCGUCUCGUUGCGGGGCCCCUACUGGGGCCCGCGGCCGGAUAGAAGGCAAGACACGCAGUUGCGGGAGGAGCGCCCGUUACCGCACGUCGAGAUGACGUACGCGUGCCCCUGCGGUAGUGUGGUAGACCGGGCGUUCCGCGACGAUCACCGGAGGAAGUGUCGACUCUUCCGGGAGUCGUGGGAGGAGUUGCUGAGGCGACUGGUGGAGCACAAAGGGCGGCCGGAGGUGCGGAGGCUGGUCGGGCGGGUGGGCGGCGCGAAUCUGUGCGACGAGGCUUCAGCUUUUUGCGCGCUCGCGAUUUGCGGCGGCGACGUCGACGAGGCCGUCCAGCGGCUACAGCACGAUGCUUUUAGGCAAGACUGCGCCGUCGCCGCCGAGCUUCAUGGUUUGGCAGCCUUAGAUCCGGGGCUGCGGAAGGUUUAUGUGGUCGGCGACUCGGGGUCGGGCCACACGGUCGAGCGGGACCUGAAGGCGUGCUACCGCAUCAGCAAGCACAAGAUCCGCGUAAAUUGAAUGUGUG